AUGGCAUCAGUGCUAUUCGCUCCGGGAUCAUGGCCACGCUAUGUACUCAGCGCCAUCUUCUUUGUAAUAACUUGCAUGGGGAUGGGGAUUGCUGCUUUACUUAUAUUGGUGCCAAGUACGAUCCUCUACGUGUUCUCAAAAAGGGCAUAUCGCGAGAUUUUACGAUGGGCUAUGCAUUUGUUGGCCUCUUGGAUGGUAUUGAUUACGUGGGCGCUGGCUGGGCCAGUAGAAUUUGUUGUCAGUGGAGAUUGGGAUAAGCUCUCAAAGGAAGAUCAGGUCGUGAUGAUGUCCAAUCAUCAAACUUAUACCGAUUGGUGGUGGAUUGGUUUACUUGCUCACAUGUAUUGUGCACAAGGCACCCUUUAUAUCAUACUGAUGAACUUCAUGAUUUUUAUACCCAUCAUUGGUCAAAUCAUGUAUCUGUCUGGCUUUAUCUUUUUAAAGCAGAGCUGGAAAAAGGACAAGAAACUGGUACAGAAGAGACUACAGGGGAUGAAGGCUGUUGGAUUACCAUACUGGUUGCUAAUCUUCCCAGAAGGAACUCUCAAUACACCACCAGGCAAAAAGAUGUCUCAUGAAUUUGCUGUAAAGACAGGAAUAUCACCUGAACCAGUCCAUGUAUUACUGCCACGAUCAACAGGGUUGCAAUUCUGUUGCAAUAAAUUGAGACCUGAGCUCUCGGCGCUGUAUGAUAUUACUAUAGGAUACUCAGGAAUAGCAGCUGAUGAAGUGCCAUACUAUAAACACUUGCCUACUACUGUAUUUUUCAGUGGAACAGGACCCAGACGUGUCCACUUCCAUAUCAAACGCUUGGACUUGGACCGUAUACCAGGAAUCAGUUUUGGUGAAUCACGUACAAGUAAUACUAGCAGCAGUAAUGAAGAUGCAUUAAAGAGAGGAAACUCUGAAUCUACAUUGAAUGAAAACCACCAGGAAUCAUUCAAUACAUGGCUACGAGAACGCUUCUAUGUGAAGGAUAAACAAAUGGUCACGUUUUUUGACUAUGGAGAAUUCAUGGAUGAUACCGACUCAGGUUUCAGAAAAGAAAACAGUGUGAGCAUCAAAAUAAAACCAACAGUCUGGGAAUGGUUGUCGGUCAUCACUGCAAUCUUGCUGGUGUGGUUCAUUGCAGGGGCUAUAUUUUACGCUAUUGCUGCUCUUAUUAUGUACCUCGUGUAG
Molecule: messenger RNA, 1179 nt
Organism: Synchytrium microbalum
Lineage: Eukaryota; Fungi; Chytridiomycota; Chytridiomycetes; Synchytriales; Synchytriaceae
Exons: 3
Coding region: 1-1179 (392 amino acids)
Cellular component (GO): endomembrane system
Molecular function (GO): acyltransferase activity
Source: RefSeq, a predicted model, not a curated record